Molecule: messenger RNA, 9851 nt
Organism: Doryrhamphus excisus (bluestripe pipefish)
Lineage: Eukaryota; Metazoa; Chordata; Actinopteri; Syngnathiformes; Syngnathidae
Source: RefSeq, a predicted model, not a curated record
UGUAAUUAGUUGGCUCCUUCUGGAGUGUGUGUGGUCUUUGUUGUUUGCUGGUUCGUUGUCGUUUCCCAUCAGGGUGUUUCCUGUUGAACUUUUUGUUACGGUGCAGCCAUCAAUGACCUUUUAUACCUGAACUACACUCCUAUCUCCACCCUGGGGUCACGACCAUGCCGAGACAUGACGGCACCAAAAGUAUUCACAGAUCCAGGGAAGGUCAUUUAAGCGUGUUCAUACCUUCCCCGAGCCACAGUGAAUCGUCCCUUCUGUGCCUCCAGCUAUUUCUCAAAGCAUCAGUGAGAAUUUGAAGCAACGCCAGAGAAACAUGUGAAAGACGUGAAAGACGCAGCGUGUUUACUCGGGAGUCGCAGUUCAAGUCAAACGGCAUCAUCUCGGAAUUCAGAUUGUACCACUCGCUUGAAGAAGCUGGACCAGAACGGAACCGUGCAUGCGAGAGAUCCAAGGGCCCAUCAUGAGCUGAGAGAGAUGCGCGCUCAGCUGAGACGGGAGGAGGAGGGGGGAGGAAGAGGAGGGAGAGGACCGCUGCCUUCAUCGCUCUCACUUGGUCAUGAUAACCUUCACGCCAGCAUCAUCAGCAUCUCUCUAAUCCAAAUCCUAACCCUUUUUUUCUUCCCUCAUGGAGUUUUAAACCUGGAUUGUUUGAAAUUUUACGCAAUUUUACGCACGCUCCGUCCGCCCAAAGCCACCACUCUCAAGUUCUGUUGAAGCCUCGUCCGACACUGGAGAUUGAACCAUGGGUCACGGACCGGCAUUGUUGUCAGCUAUGUGCUUCAAUCCAGGAAGUCGGCUCAAAGAAAACUCCCAGGCUGCACUUCUCAAUCACUGACAGAAACACUUGAAGGAUCACCUUCGUUGUCGCCAUCUCACUUGAUAUUGACUAUAAUAUGCAGAAUAUAAUAUCCAGUGGAUACGUGUUAAAAAACAGUGCUAAUCAAAUGGUUUUGUCACUUUGAGAACCUUUAUCCGCUUCCAAUCGCCUCCUGGUGCUUUCUGUUAUCCUCGAAAAUGAAUCCUCCCAGCCUCCGUCGGCAAGUCGUCCUGCUGCUAAGUACUGUGCUGGGCCUGAGUGCGUGUUUAGAGUUCACUGGCUCACAAGGUCAAUGGGCUCGGUACCUGCGCUGGGAUGCCAGCACCAGAAGUGACCUGACCUUUCAGUUCAAGACAUCCCAAUCAGAAGGCGUCAUGAUGUACUUUGACGACGGCGGAUAUUGCGAUUUUUUACUCCUCACCAUGUCCAGGGGGAGGAUGCAGCUUCUUUUCAGCAUCGACUGCGCCGAAACCAGCAUCACGUCCGACAAGAUGGUCAACGACAGCCGCUGGCAUUUCGCCGCAAUCAACAGGCAUAAUUUGCGGACCGGCUUGGCAGUGGACGGCCUGACUAAGACGGCAGAGGUGCGUCCUCAGCGGCAGUUCAUGAAAAUCGUGAGCGACCUCUUCCUCGGGGGGUUGCCGGGGGACAUACGCACAUCUGCUAUCACCCUGCCCUCUGUUCGUGAGCUUGCACCAUUUAAGGGUAUCAUCACAGACCUCAGUUAUGGGAGUAAGCUGCCCACGCUCGUCAACAGUCAGAAAGUGCGCUUGGAAAUGUUGGGCCUUUGCACCGACAACCCGUGUGAGAAUGGUGGGAUCUGCUCGCUAGCUGAUGGAGAACCCUACUGUGACUGCUCCAGAACUGGAUUUGUAGGCCGAUACUGCACUGAAGCAGUCCAAAGAACAGCAGGCUUCGCACACCUAAAGGCAGAGCAAGGUAGAAACAAAGCGAGGGAGGAGAACGUGGCCACCUUCCGAGGUUCAGAGUACUUCUGUUACGACCUGUCGCAGAACCCCAUCCAGAGCAGCAGCGAUGAGAUCACGCUGUCCUUCAAAACGUGGCAACGCAACGGUCUCCUCCUCCACACGGGGAAAUCAGCCGACUAUGUCAACCUGGCGCUAAAAGAUGGAGCCGUUUCCCUCGUCAUCAAUCUGGGUUCCGGGGCCUUUGAGGCCAUCGUGGAGCCCGUCAAUGGAAAAUUCAAUGACAACGCCUGGCACGAUAUCAAAGUCACACGCAACCUGAGACAGCAAUCAGGCAUUGGACACGCUAUGGUGACUAUAUCCGUUGACGGGAUCCUCACCACUACGGGCUACACCCAGGAAGACUACACCAUGCUGGGCUCAGAUGACUUCUUCUAUGUGGGUGGGAGCCCGAGCACUGCAGACCUACCUGGAUCUCCAGUCAGCAACAAUUUCAUGGGUUGCCUCAAGGAGGUGGUGUACAAAAACAAUGAUAUCCGCCUGGAGCUUUCCCGCCUGGCCCGGAUUGUGGAUCCUAAAAUGAAACUUCAAGGAGAUGUGGUCUUUAAAUGCGAAAACGUUCCCACUCUUGACCCCAUAAACUUUGAGACACCCGACUCCUAUCUGGCUCUGCCAAAAUGGAACACCAAACGAGUCGGCUCAAUCUCCUUCGACUUCCGAACGUCGGAGCCUAACGGCUUAAUACUUUUUACGCACGGCAAACCUCAGGAACGUCGUGACGCUAAGUCCCAGAAGACCAACAAGGUGGACUUCUUUGCGGUGGAGCUUCUGGAUGGAGUUCUGUACCUGGUGCUGGACAUGGGUUCUGGAACUAUCAAGGUCAAAGCGACACAGGUGAAAGUCAAUGAAGGCAGCUGGCACCAUGUGGACAUCCAGAGAGAUGGUCGCUCAGGCAUCAUUUCUGUAAACAGCCGGCGGACACCUUUCACAGCCAGUGGAGAAAAUGAGAUCCUGGACCUGGAGGGGGAUCUUUAUCUUGGUGGCCUUCCUGACAACCGUGCCGGGUUGGUGCUCCCCACCGAGCUGUGGACCGCUAUGCUGAACUACGGUUACGUGGGCUGCAUCAGGGAUCUUUUCAUUGACGGACGCAGCAAAGACAUCCGACAAAUCGCUGUGUCUCAAAACGCAACCAAUAUCAAGUCUUCCUGCAGUAAGGUGACGGGAAAACAGUGUGACAGUAACCCGUGCAAGAACAGCGGGGUCUGCAAGGAGGGAUGGAACCGUUUUAUCUGUGACUGUGCAGGGACAGGAUUCUGGGACAGUACCUGUGAAAGAGAGGCGUCCAUCCUGUCGUACGACGGCAGCAUGUACAUGAAGGUGGUGAUCCCGACUGUGGUGCACACAGAAGCCGAGGAUGUCUCACUUCGCUUCAUGUCCCAAAGGGCGUUCGGCCUGCUCAUGGCCGCCACAUCCCGAGAGUCAGCAGACACGCUGCGACUGGAGCUGGACAGCGGAAGGGUCAAACUGACGGUCAACUUAGACUGUGUCAGGAUAAACUGUAACACCAGCAAGGGUCCUGAGGUCCUGUACGCCGGACAAAAACUCAAUGACAACGACUGGCACUCAGUCCGUGUGGUCCGCCGUGGUAAAAACUUCAAACUCAUUGUGGAUGACGACAUGGCUGAAGGCCAAAUGGCAGGUGAUCACACCCGGUUGGAGUUCAACAAUGUGGAGACCGGAAUCCUGACGGAGAGGCGCUUUGUCUCCUCUGCACCUUCCUCGUUCAUAGGACACCUUCAGAGCCUCAAGUUCAAUGGCAUGCAAUACAUCGACAUGUGCAAGAACGGGGACAUUGACUUCUGCGAGCUCAACGCUCGUUUUGGCAUGCGCUUCAUCAUCGCUGACCCCGUGACCUUCAAGACCAAGGGCAGCUAUCUGGGCUUGGCCACCCUGCAGGCGUACACCACGAUGCACCUCUUCUUUCAGUUCAAAACCACCUCUCCCGACGGCUUCAUCCUCUUCAACAGCGGCGACGGGAGCGACUUUAUCGCCGUGGAACUGGUCAAAGGGUUCAUCCACUACGUGUUUGACCUUGGGAACGGACCGAGUCUUUUGAAGGGGAACAGCGACAACCCGCUGAACGAUAACCAGUGGCACAAUGUGGUGAUCACACGAGACGCUUCCAACACGCACACCCUCAAAGUGGACUCCAAGUCAGUCACCCAGAACGUCAACGGAGCAAAGAACCUUGAUUUGAAAGGUGAUCUCUUCAUCGGAGGUCUGGGCCCCAACAUGUACCACAACCUCCCGAAGCUGGUGGUUUCUCGUGAAGGCUUUCAGGGCUGUUUGGCCUCAGUUGACCUCAACGGUCGUCUGCCAGACCUCAUCAGCGAUGCCCUUUUCCGCAGUGGGCAGAUUGAACGGGGCUGCGAAGUUGGUUUCACCAAAGCCGAUCUGCAAGGCCCCAGCACCACUUGCCAGGAGGAUUCCUGUGCCAACAUGGGCGUGUGCAUCCAGCAGUGGGAGAACUUCACAUGCGACUGCUCGAUGACGUCUUAUUCAGGGACGCAUUGCAACGACCCUGGCACCACCUACAUUUUCGGUAAAGGAGGAGGUCUGAUCACCUACACGUGGCCCAAUAACGAAAGGCCCAGCACACGGACAGACAGAUUGGCAGUCGGCUUCAGCACGACCAUCAAAGACGGCAUCCUGGUUCGCAUCGACAGUGCCCCCCGCCUGGGCGACUACAUCAUGCUCCACAUUGAACAAGGGAAAAUCGGUGUGACCUUCAACAUCGGGACUGUGGACAUCAGCGUGAAGGAAUUGACUACAGCAGUAAACGAUGGCAAAUACCAUUUGGUUCGAUUCACCAGAAACGGGGGCAACGCCACCUUACAGGUUGACAACUGGCCAAUUAAUGAGCAUUUCCCCUCAGGCAACAGCGACAUUGAGCGCUAUCAAAUGGCAAAUAAGAAAAUCCCGUUCAAAUAUACCCGGCCAGUAGAAGAUUGGCUUCAGGAGAAAGGCCGCCAGCUGACUAUCUUCAACACCCAAGCCACUAUUUCCAUCGGUGGAAAUGACCGCAAGCGGCCUUACCAGGGCCAGCUCUCAGGCCUCUACUACAACGGCCUCAAGGUCCUCAACAUGGCCGCCGAAGGCCACGUCAACAUCAAAGUGAACGGCAGCGUACGACUAGUGGGGGACGUGCCGGCCAGUCGGGGUGCCGCACGCACCACCACGUCCGUCCCACCUGAGAUGUCCACCACUUUUAUCGAGACCACCACCACUCUGUCCACCACCACCACUCGGAAGCAGCGCUCACCACCCACCAUCCAGACCACAGAUGACAUUGUUUCAUCAGCCGAGUGCUCCAGCGACGACGAGGACCUGGAAGAGUGUGAUUCCGGACAUACAGGAGGGGAGCUAGUCAUCCCCAUUUUAGUGGAGGACCCCAUAGACAUCCCUUCUGUCUCCACCCGUUCUUCUUUCAUCCCCCUCCCCCCCACCCUUCACCCCCUCCUCACCAUUAUCGAGACCACCAAAGAAUCCUUGGCCAUGGCCACUGAGGCGGGGGUACCUUGCUUGUCGGACCGAGGCGGCGAUGAUUGUGAUGAUGGUGGUGAUGAUGAUGGUGAUGAUGAUGAUGGCAUGGUGAUUUCGGGGUUUGGCUCUGGGGAAGAGUUCGACUCUAGCCUGCCCCCGACUGACGAUGAAGAUUUUUACACCACCUUCUCCCUGGUAACAGAUAAGAUCUUGACCACCUCAACCUAUGAAGGCGGCUACAAAGCCCUCGCACCCAAGUGGGAGGCCAAGGACUUGAGGCCUAGCAAAGCCUCCGAGGCAGGUAGGACUACACCCACCUUGCCUCUGCCCAACCCCGGGGGCACGCCAGCAGCCGCGGCCCCCUCGGACACGCCUCCUAAGCUGCCCGCUGGGAAAAUGAACAACCGCGAGCUAAAACCCCCGCAGCCUGACAUAGUCCUGCUGCCGCUUCCCACGUCCAUCGAUCUGGACGGCACCAAACCGCGGGGUCCUUACAUCACUUCGCCCAUGCUGCGCACGGUACCCGCCGCCUUACCCACCGUUCCCGGCGUGGUGCGGCGAGUACCGCCAGGGGCCUCGGAAGUGAUCCGGGAGUCGAGCAGUACCACGGGCAUGGUGGUGGGCAUCGUUUCGGCCGCCGCCCUUUGCAUCCUCAUCCUCCUCUACGCCAUGUACAAGUACAGGAACAGGGACGAGGGGUCCUACCAGGUGGAUGAGACGCGCAACUACAUCAGCAACUCGGCGCAAACUAACGGCGCCGUAGUGAAGGAUAAAACGCCCGGCACGGGCCCCAAAGGCAGCGUCGCCAACAAGAGACCGAAAGACAAGGACAAGGAAUAUUAUGUAUAGAAAUCAUUUCCCAACAUGAAGAAUAAACAUUUUGACAGUACCAUAUUGGCAACUGUGACUUAAAAAAGUGAACUCGAGACUUUCUGAGUCCGUGGAACAUUUCCACAUGAAAAAAAAAAAAAAAAAAAACACUUACUAUUGUAAGCAUUCUGGAGAGACUGUGACUCCACAUGGACCUUUUCAAGGAGAUGACUGAAUCACAUCCACGACCCCAAGUGACUAUCCGAGGUAUGUUUGUGGGUGGGUGUGUGUAUGUGUGUGUGUGUGUGUGUGUGUGAUUCAUCGGAGUACUGAUGACCCUGGACCUUGUCCGUUGUAACCCUGUAAAAUACAAUCACUGUCAUUCGGGCCAUUCAAAGCUUGCAUGUGAGGUGUACGUGACGUGGUGCUGGCAUCUGUGUAGGGGAGGAACCUCAAGGAACAACGCUUGUUGCUUUCAGGACAUGUAGCUUUUUUCAGAUGUGGUUGGAAGUUGUAUACAUUUUUUUUGGCUUUUGAUUAGUUUAUUCAUUUAUAGGGAUGGGUACCGAACCUGGGUUGCAUACUGGCACUGGUGCCGACAUUGAGGGUAGUACAUUGAAAAAGUAAAAGUAGCUAUGGGUGCCUCAUUCCAGUGCUAAAUCAUGGCGGACUUAGCCUCCUGCAAAAAGUCCUUGAAGGUGAUAUUGUGCAAAUAGUCUUGUAAGUCCUGGCAAACGAACUCUGGGCUGGCGCCAGUUGGUGCCAGUUCGUGCCAGUUCGCACCAAUCACAUAAUCUUUGGCGCAAACUGGCGCCGGACCAGUGGACUCCUAGCAUCAUCGACGCAACUUGGCUCGUGCCAUUACAUUCCAGUUGAUUCCAAUAGGCGCAUUGUUUGCGACAUUUGGUUCCACUUGGUGGACACUUUGCGCUGAUUGCUUGAUACAAGUGACGCGACGAAGAUUUUAAACAUUUUGAAGUUUUCUUGCCGCCAAACUAAAUUUUUGCCGCCGUUACGGGCCACCACGAGCCAGUUGGGAGGCAGUUUGAGCCACUGCACGCCACUAGGCAAAGUGGCAUCAACUGGCGCCAGCCCAGUGGACUCUUAGCAUAACUGAGACAGUAUAAGACAAAAUUUUGUAAAAAAAAAAAAAGCGUGACAUCCUUGUAAGUCCUGGCAAACGAACUCUUAAACAUUUUGAAGUUUUCUUGCCGCCAAACUAAAUUUUUGCCGCCGUUACGGGCGAAAGUGUGAAUGGUUGUUUGUCUAUAUGUACCCUGUGAUUGGCUGGCCACCAGUCCAGGGUGUACCCCGCCUCUCGCCCCAAAGACAGCUGGGAUAGGCUCCAGCACCCCACCGCGACCCUCGUGAGGAUAAGCGGUAGAAAAUGAAUGAAUGAAUGAAUGAAUAAAUAAUACCAAAAUAUCGUUGAUUAAUUGGUCAAAUCAAUUAAUUGCCUCAUGGAUUAACUGGUGCUUAUUGCCCUAUUGCCAACCAUCAGCAGUGCUCAGUUCCAACAAUUUUCGAUUUCGACGUAGCGCUCCUCAGAACAGCAACACAACACUUCCUCAUUAUCAACCAGAGCAAGGUGCAUUCACUGACAGCGGGAUUCUGCAUGUUUUUUUUCUGUGUUGAUGCUGGUCUUGCUGUGAUAAUUAUGACAAUUUGUUGUGUAGUUUUUUUUUUUUAUAUUAGUGAACUGUAUUACUUUUAUUUACUUUACUUUUAAGUAUUUAAUUGAUUUUGGAUAUAACUUGUAUUUUCAGAAAUACCGCUUUGGCACCGGUUUCAGAUCAAAUGGAAACGAUACCCAUCCCUAUUCAUUUAUUAAGCAAUUAUUUUUUUUGUUUUUUUUUUUUAACAAAAAAACACAGCACACAACACUGUGAUCACCCGGUAGGAGGUAACAUGGUUCGCUCCUUCUUGUCUGACCUUAAAUUGGAUGAUUGUGAUCGGAAGGAUUUCUUCUAAUUUAUCAGAAUUUAAAUAUGAUAAAGCAUUUCCUCUUUAUUAGCAGAAAUUAUCUUAAAGAUGUAUAUCGCUGAUGGAUUUGGGAGUUUUUUUAUAUUUUAUUUGGAUAUAUUUUUUGCAGGAAUUGAAGGUUUUUGUUGUUUUUUUUCCCCUCGAUUUGGGACUUUCUGGAGAUAAACCACAUGUUGGAUUCCACACCGCAAACCAGAAAACUAGUUCAGUUUUUUGGGGUUUUUUUUCAGAAUUUAAGAUUUUUAAAAAAGUAAACUAAAGAUGGAUUAUGAUGAUUUUAUUAUGAUGUAUUGCCAGCACCUUACUUGACUUUGGGUUUCAUUCCUUCCUUGGUUUUUAAUUGUGACAUUGUUUCGUUAAUUGGCUCAGCAUUUUUUUUCUGUUACUGUUGUAGCCGAAAUUACAUGUAUGAUUUUUAUGAUUUUUUUUUUUAUCCAUUUAUUACCAUAUCAUGAUUUAUUGCUGACGUUAUCUGUUCGGUCAAUGUUCACUUUGCUUUUUUGUGUUGGUACUUGACUCGUCUUAUGCUCCUUUUUGACUCCGAAUCCUGAAAUUAAAAAAAAAAAAAUGUUGUUCCCAAACUUUUUCUGUUUGUGUGUGGUUUUGACUGCGCUCAUUUGUGUGAGGAGAUGGAGAUGCACUGAUACCCGUCUCUGCUAUAGCGACAAUUCACCAAAACACAAUUUCUCAUCGCCUCUCCAACACUUCAAUGAUUUCCUUUUUGACCGAAUAGCAACUGCAUUUCCAUACAAAUGAAAUGCGUCGCUGAGUAGCUAUCAUUUACCUAUGGAUGAUUAUGUAAAUAUAUACACUGUUCAUCCAUGCAAGAAGGGAAAAAGACAAUGUUUACUGGAGCAACAUUCUCAGUGCGUACCACCAGGUUAUAUACACUUUUUUUUUUAAAUAAUUUCUUUACAUGGUCUGUAUUUUAGUACAAAUGGGUCUUCACGGACUCGGUCAUUAACUUGCAAAUAACCCAUUGAUACGGGAUAUCAGAGUAGCACGUGUGAGUCUAUUCAGCUCACACUAUGACUUCAUAUUAGCCGAUUCAUCCUGCUGCAGGCAAUCGGAGCAAGGAGGUCAGCAAGGAUUUCUUGCUCAUUAUCCUCUAUGAAUUUUUUAUCAUUUUAUUAGAAGGCUCCAGAAAUUUAAACUUUAAUACCAAAUAUGUGGAGUCGACCUGAUUUUUUUUUUUUUUUUUUUUUGGUAAUGUCCCCCCAGGAUAUAACGGAAAUACAGUAGCUCCUCGCUUUCCAUGGGGGCAUACAUUCCAAUACACUAGUGAUUGAUGAAAAUAAGUAUUUCGAUUUUGGCUCAACAGCUGGGAUAGACUCCAGCAUAAAAAAUAGAUUGAUAGAUAGAUGGAUUGAAUUUCUGUAGUGUUUUUACAGUAUUUUUGGGGGGAAAAAUCAUUAAAACAAAUACAUUUUAUCUUCUUAAGAAUCUCUGGUGUAACUAUGGUGCGUUCAACAACCAAGGACAAAGUGCAAAAUCUGAACACUUGGUGAAAAAAACAUCAAGGUGAGACAUAAACAUGUAAAAGUGCAUUUUAUCUGUAUUAUCAAAAUGUAUCAAUUAUUACUGACUUACUGAGGGUGUUAUCUAUGGAACAAAUAUCCUGUUUCCAUAGAAAAAAAUAUACUUGUUUUUACUAAAAAUCCACAAAUUUGCAUACAUUGCAUACAUUCCAACAACACCAGUGAAUUACGAAAAUAAGUUAUUCAAUUUUGGCUCAACAUUUACAAUGUCAGUAAUUGCCUUUCAGC